CGAAUGAAACAUGGCUGCGCCCUUGGUUGGAUGAACGGGCGAUUGAGAUCUGCAAGAUAAGAUGGCUGCAAGAGCGAUCAUCUCUGUUGGCCGGCUGUGCAGCAGACUACAAAGAGUUUCCAUAGCAACCACCUGCAAACAUGGACAGGCGGCAUCCAUAUCUACCCAUAUAGCAGGUUCUCGUCCCCAAGCUGGACCAGGAGUGCUACCAGGGAUAUUUUAUGAUGUGAAAGAUACCCUAGUGUCUGAUUCAGAGACCAGGAAGGACAUCCCCUGGUCCGACUCGAGGACUAGGAUUGCUUUGGAUUCGGUCUCCCAGGGCUUAGACUUGGAGUAUAAAUGCCCAUCUCUUCGUCUGGUAGCAGAUGUAGCCAUACUUGACAUUGCUGAAAAGACCACUACAAGCUACGAUUGUCCGAAUAUAAUAUCUAUUGUAGGUCAAGAAAUUGUUUUACCAAAUUCAUCAUCGCCAGAUCAAAUUGAAAUGCCAACGACAAAUUCAAAUGAUAUAGGAAAACAUGCUAAAAAUAUCCUAAAGAUUAGAAAGAAAAUGAGAAAGAAGCACAAGCUGAAAAAAUGGAGAAGGAAAAGAGCGUCGGAGAUUAGAAAAGAGUUAUUUGAAAAGAUAAAGAAACGAGAGGCGAAGCGUGAUGAAUAUUUAACGGGCAUUAUCAGUAAAGGUGAAGCAUUCGAUGCUGAUACUUUCAUGGAAGAUAUAAUGAGGAAAGCUCAGCGGGGUGGGUACAGGACGUCUCUGUUUGGUGAGAAGAGGGAUGUGUAAAUAGUCCCUUCUGUGUGUGUUUAAUGUUUACUGGAGGACGGGCAUAAGAUGUUGUAAGACACUAAAUCCAAGUCAUUGAAUAUACAACUAUAUCUGGUUAUGAUCAUUAUACCUAAAUUUAAGUUCAAUGAAGCUGAUAUAUAAGUGCUAUUCCAGUAAAAUAUCUAUCCAACGUGAGGACUUCAGAUUUGUGAAACGGGGACCGUCCAUAGAGAAGAUCAAUUCAAACAGUACUAUUGUAAUAGGUUACUUUUUCUCCAGCACCCAUACUGCAUAUAAUUUCUUUAUUCCUGGAUUCCUCUCAUCUGAUAUAUAUUUUACUGGAAGACCCCUAAUAAUUUCUAUUUCAUUGUGAUGUGAGAAGCCUAAGUAAUGAAUGAGCUGGAGGAUAUAUGUUGACCCAAUGGCUGUUUUUGCGAGUGAAGAAUUUCAAACCUCAUUAUGAAAACUUACAUAUUGAUCUGAUUUGACAAUAUUCUGUCAUUUUAUUACUUGAGAUCCUAAUGAAAAUAUUGUUAAUCAAAGAACAAUGAAGUUGUACCAUCAUUAGAGAAACUAUUGUCUGAUGCAGUUUAUCAAACCUGUGUCUGCAAUCAUCUUUUGGUAUACAUGUAUGACGGUAAAGACAGUGAAUCAGUUUGUAGAUUUGAAUGCUUUCUUGGGUAAUUGUUUGCAGAAAUCUGAACACUCAAAAACAUGUUGUAAAUUAAAAUAUUGUUGAUAUGGAUGAAGUAAAGAUGAGAUAUUGGAAUGUA
Pecten maximus is the source of this 1536-nucleotide messenger RNA. RefSeq lists its product as uncharacterized. The transcript is spliced from 4 exons. The record is from RefSeq and is a predicted model, not a curated record. NCBI's taxonomy places the organism in Eukaryota, Metazoa, Mollusca, Bivalvia, Pectinida, Pectinidae. The coding region runs from base 62 to 781 and encodes 239 amino acids.